This is a messenger RNA of Astrephomene gubernaculifera, 1211 nucleotides long. NCBI's taxonomy places the organism in Eukaryota, Viridiplantae, Chlorophyta, Chlorophyceae, Chlamydomonadales, Astrephomenaceae. The record is from the annotation of a GenBank genome assembly.
CGAAUAGUAACUCUUUUUUCAAUUCCGUACAACAAUACGAAGCCUGCUGCUGGAAGCCGAAGGCACCCUGUUAGCCAUUCAAAAAGUUUCCGGACUCUUGACUUAUUAGACUCUGUGAUGAUGGAUGGAAAGCCUCGAGUCGCCCACCGGAUCUAUACAAUGUGCGCCCUUCAUAUGACGACUUCUUCAUAACGAGCAGUAGGAUUAGUCGAUAUAUACUUAUCAGAGCCAUUAUUACCGCAUCGUGUUGGGUCCAGUCCUUGCUGGGUCUAACCGAAAGAACCGCGGUUCUGCCCUUGCACCCAUUUUUAACGCGGGGCUUCUUCUGGUUGCAAAUAUUUUAUGUAAUUUAGCUGCAAAUUCGAAACGGUUUUGGAGUAUUCUGCGAGGACGUAGCAUCUGACCAACUUCUGGUCUUUGCCACCGGAGUCUGCCGAGGGCUCUGUGCGUAUGAGGGAGCUAGGUAUAAGCAUCAGAGUGGCGCUGGAGGCCGCUCUCCUGGCGCUGGUGGCUCUCGCUCUGCUGCCGAUCGAAGUUCAGCCAUGCGGCCACCAUGUCGUGCAACGCGACAUACAGGCCCUGGUCGCGAUGCAUAAGGCCCACCAAGCGGCGCACCCCAUGUCCGGAGCCUGGGGCCCGGCGCAUGAGGUCGGUGCAGGCGACGCCGACUACCCUGACACGUACGAAGGAUAUGAUGACCAAGACACCUUUCAAGAAGCGGAAGAUGAUGGUGAUGUUGAAGAUGAGGAUGAUGUUGUCAAUGAAGGCGGGGUGUCGCGAUACGAGUGGGAGCUGGGCAGCUUCAGCGGGGAGGCGAGGCGCCGCCGCCGCAUGCAGCAGUCCCCCGCGUCCCCUCCCGCCCCCGCCCCCAUCCGGCUGUCAGUGACCUAUCAGCGGCUGGACGCACUGGAUGCGGGGCAGCAGCAGCUGCUGGGGCGGGUGGUGGAGGGAGUCAGGCGCAUUCUGCAGAAGUUCAUAACGAUCAAGCGCCCCCCCUCGGGCGGCCUGCUCGCCGACCCCUACUGCGCCUCCUUCUCCCCCUCCUCCGGCUGCACCGCCUACUACCCCGACUUCUCCCUCCGCCGCGCCAGCAGCAGCAGCAGCAGCGCCCUGCAGUGCGGCCUGGCCUCCCUGCUGCCGCAGCACGUGGUCAACCCCGCCAACUGCUCGCGGAGGGCCACUGCGGCCACCCUGCAGGCGAUGCUGGCGGG